This is a messenger RNA of Dermatophagoides pteronyssinus (European house dust mite), 837 nucleotides long. RefSeq lists its product as uncharacterized. NCBI's taxonomy places the organism in Eukaryota, Metazoa, Arthropoda, Arachnida, Sarcoptiformes, Pyroglyphidae. The record is from RefSeq and is a predicted model, not a curated record.
AUGACCACACCAAAAGCGUGUAAAUUUGUAACACCAAAAUGUAAAAACGCUAUCACUCCAAGCACGACUGAGAGUGCUUCUUUGAAUGAAGUUUCUGGAUGUUCUUUCGAUCUAAAUUCAUACUUAGUUAUGGAAGAUUAUCUUUAUAACUUUUUCUCCAAAGACAACAACGAUGGGGUCAAUAAAAAUACCAAAUCUGAACCGGUCAAAGUAGUAUACGCAUCUCACAUGGCACAAGCUGUACUUGGAGAAUAUUUAGUUAAUGAAGAUGCAAAAUGUGUUUCUAAUAACUGUGACUCGUCUUCUGUGCCUCAAAAAGGAGGUCAGAAUCUUGAACAUCCUACAACCAUUACUACUUAUGAAACUGCAAAACCAGAUUUAUAUUAUGAUUACAGAAGUAAUCAUCCAUAUUCCUGCAAACCUUGUGCGUUUUACUGGAAUAAAGGCUGUAUUAAUGGAAAAAAUUGUCUGUUGAGAAACCAGGAUGUCAUUGUAGAAUCUUGCACAGGAUCGGGGAAAACUCUAGCUUAUUUAAUUCCGGUAGUGGAGCGGCUAUGGUUAAAGCUGCACGAAGAAGACGAUUCUUGGUUCACGUAUGAGGCAUUUGAAAAUUGUGUCUACCUGGACGCUACAGUCAGAAAGAUUCACGGUAAGAUUAACAAAGCGAAACGAAAGCAAGCUAUAAUGGCUUCCAGUGCUUCCCAAGAAAACUGCCAUAUUUUGCUAGCUUCAAAUUUGAUAGCUCGUGGAAUUGAUUUUCCGUCCGUUGAUUUAGUUGUGCAAUUUGAACCUGCUUAUGACGUGCAGACAACUACCAGAAAUCUUUGCAAUCUCUGA